AGGACCCUGUGACGAGUCUCCCUCAAGAGGCCGUUGUAAACACUGGACCCUGGCAGAGCUGUUAAGCUGGAAACUGGGUACCAAACGGCUCUGUGUCACAUGAGAGGCCUGGUUGGAGUCACAGUGGCCCAGGAUACUAUUCUUAGCAGCAGGAAUGUACACAGUGGCCUCAUGGCAAUCUCCACAGCGCCUAACUGGAGAGUCUCGUCAUUUCUCUGUGUCAUGCUCCUUCUCCGGCUACUCUGCCCGUUUUCUCUCCAUAUAAUGUUUUAACUGGACGUCAUUUGUGGCUGGUUUGUUGGUUCGGACGAGACACGUUGGAGGUUAUUGAUUCUCUGAGGGCAGGAGAAUGGCUGCUCGACCACAAGAAGUCUUCUCUUUCAAGGACUCUGAGCUUCCCUCACACCUACUCAUUCAGCUCAACACCCUCCGGCAGGAGCGCAUCCUGACAGACGUCCUGCUCUGCACCGAACACCAGGAGAUCCCCUGCCACAGGAACGUCCUGGUGUCCAGCAGCCCGUACUUCCGCGCCAUGUUCUGCAGCAACUUUCUGGAGAGCAGCCAGGCCCGUGUGAAUCUGAAGGGAAUUUCUUCAAAUGUGCUCAGCGGCAUCGUGGACUACGUUUACACAGGCUGCAUCUCCAUCACCAUGGAGAUCGUGCUGCCGCUCAUGCAGGCCGCGUCCAUGCUUCACUAUGGAGGUCUCUUUGAGGCCUGCUCCAUGUUCCUCCAGGACCAGCUGAGUCCGGAGAACUGCCUGAGCAUGAUCCGGCUCUCUGAGAUUCUUCACUGUGAGAGCCUGAAGGAGAGGGCGAAGGAGAUGGCCGUGAGGUGUUUCUCUGAUGUGGCCGCGACAGAGGACUUCUGCGAGCUGUCUCUCCCGGAGCUCAUGUGUUACCUGGAAGAUGACCGACUUUGCGCUGAGGAGGAGCAAGUGUUUGAGACCCUCCUGGCGUGGAUCCACCACGACCCUUUCUCAAGACGCGGGGCGAUACACGACCUCUUCAAGAAAGUCCGUCUGCGCUACAUCCAUCCAACUUACCUCUUCCAGUUCAUUGCCAACGACCCGCUGGUGCAGUCCUCCACCCUCUGCACUGAGAUUAUCGAGUCAGUCCGCCGCCUUAUGCUUACAGUCAGCACCAAGUGUAGCCGUGAGCUGAAGCCACUUUGGACCACGCCGAGGCGGUACACCUGCAGAGAGACUCUGGUGGUAGUCGGAGGACGUAAAAACAACGAACAGACUUCUAGAGAAGCUUUGCUGUAUGAUGAAAGGACUCAUCGAUGGCAGUGGUUGGCCAAGCUCCCUCUGCGCCUCUACAAAGCUGCGUAUGUGUGCAUCCACAGCAUCCUCUAUGUAGUCGGUGGACUCAGCCUGUGCAUGGCAUCAGGCGACAGCUCCGUCAGCGCCACAGUUUACACACUCUCCCUUAAAACGAACCAGUGGAGGACCGCGGAGCCCAUGUUGGAGCCACGGUACGCUCACCAAAGCGUGUCCUAUUUGCACUUUAUCUUUGUGUUAGGAGGCAUCGGAGUCGACAAGAAAAUCUCUCAGACUGUCGAGAGGUACAACAGUAUGUUCAAUCAAUGGGAGGCCAUGGCACCGAUGCCCACAGCAGUGCUUCAUCCAGCUGUUGCAGCCAGUGACCAGAGGAUCUAUGUUUUUGGAGGAGAAGAUGCAAUGCAGAACCCAGUCAGGUUGAUCCAGGUGUAUCACAUCUCACGCAACUUGUGGUCCAGACUAGAGACAAGAACAGUGAAAAACGUCUGUGCUCCUGCUGCUGUGAUAGAGGACAGGAUCUAUAUCGUAGGAGGGUACACCAGGCGAAUGAUUGCCUACGACACCAAAGCCAACAAAUUCGUCAAGUGCGAGAACCUGAAGGAGCGAAGGAUGCAUCACAGCGCCACGGUGAUCAACAACAAGCUCUAUGUCACCGGCGGACGCAUCCUCAACGGCCAUGACGUCAUUGAGGACUCGGAUUGCUUCGAGUGUUACGACCCAAAGACAGACGUCUGGACCUCCAAAGGCUCUCUCCCGUACAAGCUGUUCGACCACGGCUCUCUGCCUUUGGUCUGUGUUACGAACAGACCCAACCCACCGUGACCCACCAUCAACUCAGCCACUCUGGGCAAGCGUGGCUGUGUGUUCCUCACCUCCCCCGUGACAUGAUUUACUGGCCUCUAACUAACUGCACCAUCUCAGACUGCUGCAUUCCUUCACGCAGCUCCAUCUCUGUUGCAGCUUAGCGGCAUGUUAGGCCAGGUUGGCAUUCAUGCGAAUCAAAGAAGCGCUCAACUGGCGCGCAGAGGUGUCAUUUCUGAGGCACCUGGAGCGGCACCGGACUGAGAUGACGAGAGGCACAGUCACAGUCACACAACAAACAGCUGCUCAGACUCACACGUAAUCCAAAAAGCUCUCUCCGCAGAUGGCUGCGCUCGUUUCGAGGUUAACUAAAAGUGUUAAUGCUUUAAUUUCCCAGACAUUUAUACCUGGCAUAUCACUCUGCUUGGCAGCUCCAGUUAAUUUUUACAGUAACAAUUAAACACAUGGGGAAAGACGCGUCUGGCCGGGAUUUAACUCUAUCAGCCCUUUAUUGGGUUGUCAAACUGAAAAGGAAAUUUUCAAGUUAAUAUUUUGCACUUUAUAGAUAAUAAUUAAUACAUUCCUCCUUGACCCACAUGUGUUUAUCACAGUUACAGACUGUACGUAAAGUCUGCGAUCAGAGUGCACUUGUUGAUGACAACAGUUUGUGACAGAAGGUGAACAGGCCCCCGCGGCAAAGUUAAAACAGCUUCAGCUUCUAUCGUGUCGGUGAAAUGUUGCAAAGCGGAACAGCUUUACUCACAUGAAAUGAUCCGGGCCAACGUUUAUUCCAGUUUUAGGGGGUUGAUUCAUCAUGACUGUGAAUUAUUCCUGCAAACGCGAAAACAUGUUUGUAUCAUUUUAUUAGAUGUUUAAUUUAAAACCUAUUGAAAAUAGAAUAAAACAAUUUUUUUUUAAUUUAUUUUUUUGGAUUGGUCAAAGCACUGUAAACCGAGAAGCUGUUCAAUGGUAGUUUACAUUUAAUUUCACUGUACAUUUUUGCUAGAUUAAGAGAAUAUCUUCACAGGCAGCUAUUGCAUGUUGACGUGAGGACAACGCUGCCCUAGAGGAGACUCGUGACCUGCUGUAGAGUAGAAAUGAUGAGAUCUUCUGCAGCGUGUGAGGCUGACCUGCAGGUGGUUAGUCACAAACACGUCCACUCACAUGUGGAGCAUCUGCACAAAGCUUUUAAUCACUACAGCUGUGUAGAGUUCUUCAGCUCGUCAUACACUCACUGUCGUGCUCCAGGCCCUGGCCCUAGUAACAACUA
Messenger RNA from Mugil cephalus (flathead mullet), 3350 nucleotides. RefSeq names its product kelch-like family member 38a (gene klhl38a). Gene Ontology annotation, molecular function: protein binding. Lineage: Eukaryota; Metazoa; Chordata; Actinopteri; Mugiliformes; Mugilidae. The transcript is spliced from 4 exons. Bases 350 to 2101 code for a protein of 583 amino acids. The record is from RefSeq and is a predicted model, not a curated record.